Messenger RNA from Punctularia strigosozonata HHB-11173 SS5, 953 nucleotides. Its product is annotated as NAD(P)-binding protein. Gene Ontology annotation, molecular function: oxidoreductase activity, acting on the CH-OH group of donors, NAD or NADP as acceptor. The transcript is spliced from 10 exons. Gene Ontology annotation, cellular component: cytoplasm. NCBI's taxonomy places the organism in Eukaryota, Fungi, Basidiomycota, Agaricomycetes, Corticiales, Punctulariaceae. Bases 39 to 842 code for a protein of 267 amino acids. The record is from RefSeq and is a predicted model, not a curated record.
UUGCCGGUCCCGACACCGGCCUGACCUUGGAGAGCGCCAUGAUGUACCAAGGAAAGACCGCGCUCGUAACGGGCUCUGCGUCGGGGAUCGGCGAAUACCUGGUCAACCACCUGUACCGUAACGGCGCCACCGUCGUGUGCGCGGAUAUCAGGGAGAAGGAAGUGCAGAAGGUUGCGGACUCUUUGAACGCGCAAGGGAGCGCAGCUGGCCAGAAAGCGUUUGCCAUCUCAGGGGACGUUACCAAAUGGGACUCGGUCGUUGGCAUGUUCAAGGCCACCGAAGAACUCCUGAAAAAACACACCGGCAAAUCCAACAUCAGCUUCGUAUUUGCCAACGCAGGUGCUGCCGCGAUCGGCUUCCCAUUCCAAAGGGGCGAACCGAACAUUACAUCUAUCUCAGUCAACCUAAUCGGCGCGCUUUACACCAUACAAGCUGCGAUCAACCACUUCCGCAAGCACCGCGCGCCGGGCCGCAUAAUCGUCACAGCUUCUCAAUCAUCACUCCACCCCUUCGGCGGGGAGCCCAUCUACACGGCUUCCAAGCAUGGGGUCCUCGGGCUCGUCCGCGCGACCGCUAUCGCGCUUGAGAACGAGAAGAACAUCACUAUCAACGCCAUAGGACCUGGCAGCACUGAUUCCACCCUGAUGCCUGAUGUGGUCUUACAAGGCAUGAAUUCCCGCGGCUGGGCAGUGGAAAAGGACACCAUCAUGCGGGCCUUUGACGUCUUCUUGAAGCCCGAUUCGAAGCUAUCCGGUGCCUUCGUGGAGGCCAUCGGUGACACCGUCAACCUGUUCGAGUUCCCCUUGCCAACCAAGGACACCGGGUUCAAAUGCAAACUCUGAGGCGAGCGCAUGCCACGACUUUCACAUCAUAAGUCAUUGAACAUAUGUUCCCUUAGGGACAAGAUAUAUUUAGUGUUCGUCGUUGUACAUGUGCGAUUUGCAUACGAUGGC